CCAACGGAGUAUACGCGCAGUGUAGUCCGAUCUGUGGAGGGAUAAAAAAGCAGAAGCUCAGGACCAUGUUUCCCAGGAGCCUACAUGUGGGCACUACUCUCUGUCUAUGGAUUAUAGUGUUGUCUACCCAGGGAAAUGUGUCCGCGAAGAAGCACGAUGACUCCUUCUUUACUGGGAGCAUUUAUCGAGCAAGAUGCGCCUCAAGAUGUCUCAGCCUGCACAUCACUCGCAUCUCUGCGUUUUUCAAGCACUCUCAGAAUAAUGGAUCCUUGGUGUGGUGUCAGAAUCACAAGCAGUGUUCAAAGUGCCUGGAGCCUUGCAAGGAAUCCUGGGACCUGAAGGAGAACCAGUGCCAGGACUUAUGUGAGCCUCUCUUUCCCAAGAAGCACUACGAGUGUCUGACGAGCUGCGAGUUCCUCAAGUCGGUGGAGGGGGUGAAGCAGGGCGACUGCCCCGCCCCCGAGAAGGCCAGUGGCUUUGCCGCCGCGUGCGUGGAGAGCUGUGAGGAGGACGCUGAGUGCUCCACAGUGAAGAAGUGCUGCUCCAACGGCUGUGGCCACACCUGCCAGCAGCCCAAAAACCUCUACAAAGGGGCUCCCCUGAAGCCGAGGAAGGAGCUGGUCUUCCACGAGCAGCCGUCAGGCCAGCUGGACAUCCGCUGGUCCUCCAAGUUCAACAUCUCGGUGGAGCCUGUCCUGUACGUGGUGCAGCGCCGCUGGAACUAUGGCAUCCAUCCCAGUGAGGACGACGCCAGCGAGUGGCAGACCAUGGCACAGACUACAGAGGAGCGCGUCCAACUGGCCGACAUCAGAGCCACCAGAUGGUACCAGUUCAGAGUGGCGGCCGUCAAUGUUCACGGGACCCGCGGUUUCACUGCCCCCAGCAAACACUUCCGCUCAUACAGAGAUCCGUCUGCCCCUCCCAGUCCCACCAGUCUACGUGUUACCAACAUGACACAGGGUACUGAUGGUCUGGUGACAACUCGCCUCAACUGGACCCUCCCGGAGGAGCCUGACAUCCCUGUCCAUCACUACAAAGUUUUCUGGAGUUGGACUGUCGCCAGCAAGUCCUUGGUACCAUCUAAGAAGAAGAGAAGAAAGACGACCAAUGGGGCUCAGAGCUGGGUGGACCUGGAGGGGCUGCAGGCGAACAGCAGCUUCACAGUGGAGCUGCAGGCUGUGACCUACUGGGGGCAGGUGCGUCUGAAGAGCUCCAAGGCCUCUCUUCACUUCACCACAGGCCAGAACGAAGACUCAGUUAAAUUGGCGUCUAAAUCAAGGAAGGAGGAGAUGUUGCCUGUUGCCUCCACCCUGGGGAAACGCCCCGGAGGGCCUCUGGAGGUGGGCACCCCCUUCUACCAGGACGGCCUGCUGCAGGUCCGCGUUUACUGGAAGAACAGAGGAGACCCGACAGUGAGCCGCUACCAUGUCCAGUGGGUUCCAGAGUACUGUAGCCACAAUGAGACCAGGGGUCCGGAGAAAUCUGUCACACAGGAAAACUACAUCAACCUCCCAGGCCUGCUGUUCUCGUGCAAGUACAAAGUCACCGUCCACAUGCUCAAGUCAAAGAGACGCGCCAAGGACGAGAGCACCACUUUCCUCACCCCCUCCUGCGCAACCAUCAGGAGCAAGACCCACAAACACAUCCCGUGCCCUGGGGAGGGAGCCACUGGUCUUCCCAAGGUGUUGGCCAAGCCAGAGAAUCUGACAGCCUCUUUCUCCAUCCACGAGGGCAACAUCACCGGUAACUUCCUGUGGCGAGUGUCCAGGGUUCUGGCUUACCAGCGAAUCACAGGCUUCCAGGUCACAUGGGCAGAGGUCACCACAGAGAGCCGACAAAACAGCCUUCCCAACAGCAUCAUCUCGCAAUCCCAGAUCCUGCCUCCAGACCAUAACUUGUUGGUGGUGUCCAACCUGCGGCCGGCCACAUACUACAGACUGGAGGUGCAGGUCAUCACAACAGCAGGCGAGGGUCCUGCUACUGUCAAGGCUUUCCAGACUCCCGGUGUCUUACCUGUCCUGCAACACCGACCCCGACUCAGGCAACACCACUCACACCACCAGAAGCCGUCAGCAGAGAGGCAUUGAAAGGCCUGGCUAGCGUGAUCUUUUUGGGAGCAAAUCCAACGCCGUUUCCCCAGGAAGGGAAUAGAGAGUGGAACCAAGCAAACACAGCAGACCAGAUUCUGAUCUGACCCCAUACUUAUGUGAUAUAGGUUCUCUUCCUAACUGUAGCUGUCCCUUGUGAUCCCAUCUACUGACUGGGGCCUGGCACAGUCAGAAACAUACUCUAGGACCAUUCUCUUAUAUGUAUAUUUCAUCGUUUGGGGCUGUAGGACAAAGUUUGCGUUGGAGCCAUCAAACGUUACACCCUAAUUGAACGAACAGUAUGAUGCAAAAUUGAUUCCCAUGUCAGUGAAACAUGUUGGCAGUGUGAUUGACUACCCCUUGAAUACACCGAAGAUAUGAAUGGAGGAAAUGCCGUACAAUUGUAAAACACAAUCAUUUAUUCAUCUAGUCAGGAAAGAUUGAUUUCACCUAUUUAUUUUGAUUUCCCAAGUACAAAAGAGGGCGCUUAGGCAUACAGUACGUGCUGUUGAAUAAUGUAACUAAAGCCAGUGUAGUUUAAUCACAAAAAAAAAUUCUCAUAGUAUGUUGCAUGUAGAAGUACAUUUGAUUUUACUGUAAAUGAAUUACCAGCUUCAAAUUGAAUGCUUGUAAUGUUAGUUAAUGUUAGUGUUGUGUAGGCAUGAAAUACUUCUGUGUUACCUCUUUUGAAUAUGUUAGCAUUAACUAAUUAACAGAGAACUAUAUGGGGAAUAAUAUGUCAUGUUUAUUAAUGAAAUUAUAACUUGGUUUGCAAAUGAUGGAAUUGUAUAUGUUCUUGGCUGUAGAAAUAUUUGUCGUGAAACAGUCAGUGAAUGUCUAUAUUUAUUUAUGUGUGUAUUACAAAGUUUGAUUUGUGUGGACGUGUGUGGAUGUGUGUGUUUGGUGUGUUUUAGUCUUAGAGUUUUUGAACUGGCAAAACAUCUUGUAAAGACAUUUUGUAAAAAUGGAAUUGUAAAUACAGUCUUAUGUUACAUGUUAUUUUUCCAUGGUAGAAACUGUACAAACUGCUAAGUAAUAAAAAAUAAUCCUUAA
Hypomesus transpacificus is the source of this 3140-nucleotide messenger RNA. It is a transcript of the gene anos1, whose product is annotated as anosmin-1. The record is from RefSeq and is a predicted model, not a curated record. Gene Ontology annotation, biological process: neuron differentiation. NCBI's taxonomy places the organism in Eukaryota, Metazoa, Chordata, Actinopteri, Osmeriformes, Osmeridae. Gene Ontology annotation, cellular component: cell surface; extracellular region. The transcript is spliced from 14 exons. Gene Ontology annotation, molecular function: protein binding; peptidase inhibitor activity. Bases 66 to 2087 code for a protein of 673 amino acids.